CAAUCCGCCAAUAAGGCCCGCAGCUGGCGCAACUCUACCAACUUGUCGACACUCCAAGCCACGCAACACCUCAACAGAAGCUUGUAGGCGAAGCAACCUUCCUUUUUGUGUCCAAGGAAUGCCUCGCACUCUUCUCGAAAACUCCUCGGCUGCCUAACUCUGUACUUCGAAUUUGCAUACUGUGUCCCCAUCGCUGGUGACCGCACCCAGCCCUCAUUCAACGCCGAAGCAAUUCCCCGAAACCUGCAGCGUCCAUGAGUUGAAACCACCUCCGCCUCGUCGAGGAUUCACUCCCUUCCUCCGUAUUCAGAACGCUCACCAGUUCUCUGACAUUGCCGCCAUGCCACACCGUCAUAUAUCCAACCUUCGCCAAUGGCUCCUCUCCUCACCGCCUGCAGAAUGGGCCCUCAACCAACUGCGCGAGCUCUUAAUCGGCGCUCUCCGCCAGGGCCCUGUGCCUCGACAUGUUGCGUUUGUCAUGGACGGAAAUCGACGAUUUGCAAAGAACAACAGGAUUGAGACUGUCGAGGGGCAUAAUCUGGGCUUCGAAGCACUGGCAAAGAUACUGGAAGUAUGCUACAAAUCCGGCGUGCACACCGUGACGAUAUAUGCCUUCAGCAUCGAGAACUUCAAGCGCAGCAAGUACGAGGUUGACGCUCUUAUGUCCAUGGCCAAAAUCAAGCUCAAACAGCUCGUCCAACACGGCGAACUGUUGGACCGCUACGGUGCGAGAAUACGCGUAUUAGGCCAACGGGAACUGAUCAAGCCGGAUGUCCUGGAGGCGGUGGAUAAAGCGGUGGAAAUGACGAGCAGAAAUGAAGGGAACUGUGUCCUGAACGUGUGUUUUCCAUACACCUCGAGGGAAGAAAUCACGAGUGCCAUUCGGAGCACGGUGGAGGAGUGGACCACGCCGCUACCAGAAGACAUCAAUGGCAAGGGGAGAAGAAGCCCAUUCACGGAGGAGAGGAUCGCCAGUACGAUAUGGUCCGAACAGUUGUCCCAACAAACAGCACCAAAUCCCACCGCGUCGAGAACAUUUCUAUCACCACCUGGAGUGGACAUGCAGUCGCCGUCGUCGAGCACAACGAGCCUGUCGUCUUACUCCCCCGACCCGUCUGACCGCGACCACGACGCCUCAUCCGUCUCGACCUCAACAACCCUGCAUCACGACGACGGGCUCACGUCUCCCUCACCACCGCUGCAACCACUAACCUCACCACAAAAGCCUGCACAGCAGACCCCCACAUACCCUUCGCCCGAACUGAUCACGCCGGCCACCCUCACAUCCCAUACAUACACGGCCAGCUGCCCGCCCAUUGACCUCCUCAUCCGCACCUCGGGCGUGUCGCGGCUGAGCGACUUCAUGCUCUGGCAAUGUCACGAGUCGACGCAGAUUGUGUUUCUGGACGUGCUCUGGCCCGAGUUCGACCUGUGGUCAUUCCUCCCCGUGCUGUGGGAGUGGCAGUGGCGCAGACGGCGCGAGGAGCGGGACGCUCGGGAAACCGAGGCCCGAGAGGAAGAGAAGAGGAGAGGGAAGUCUUCCAGCACCAGUAAGGCGAGGAAGGCUGCGGAUCUGGUCCACAUGCACGCUUCCUGAUCGGAGUGGUGUUGGCUGAUAAGGCCCCUGCACACACCAAGUGGGAGCAAGGCGGGCGGAGCGUCAGAAGAAGAGAGGCGUGAAAACCAGGAAUCAGCCAGUCUGUGUGCACACCCAACCCGCUUUCCACGCGCCCACUCCGAAGCUGGAGACGGACAUGGCAAUGGGAACCAGAAUUAGAUGUACUUGUUGCACACGGACCCCCUGUUCUGGACUCGGGGCCGCAAUCCCCCCUCAACAAAUCGCUCGAGCCUCGACGGCUGAUGCUGGAGGAAAGUUGCAUUCGGUGUCACACCACCACCACCACCACCACCGUCGUCGUCCUCAUCAGCUUCAUCUCCCACCCGGGCGAGACGCCUAUGGCUGUAUGCAUGUAUGUACGUGCGUUUCAAAGCGGACGAGUAGAAAUAGAACCGCACACAACAAAAAGAUACCAUACCAUACCAUACCACACCACACCCUACCGUGUUAUAGAAUACAAGCUAGAGAAAUAAAAGAGAUAGAGAUACCCAUCAUUAAAGGACUUGGAACAAAAGGUAACCUCUUAAAGAAAAGGGGGAAUCAUGAAUGACUAUAAUCGAUGUCCGUUCGAUGCGGACCGAGUCGUACAUGGUCCGUGUGAGGACACAGUACAUGAAUAUGAAUAUGCUGAACGAGCCU
Messenger RNA from Cladophialophora immunda, 2257 nucleotides. RefSeq names its product di-trans,poly-cis-decaprenylcistransferase. Gene Ontology annotation, cellular component: endoplasmic reticulum; membrane; lipid droplet. Lineage: Eukaryota; Fungi; Ascomycota; Eurotiomycetes; Chaetothyriales; Herpotrichiellaceae. The coding region runs from base 341 to 1597 and encodes 418 amino acids. The transcript is spliced from 2 exons. The record is from RefSeq and is a predicted model, not a curated record. Gene Ontology annotation, molecular function: ditrans,polycis-polyprenyl diphosphate synthase [(2E,6E)-farnesyl diphosphate specific] activity.